AUGGUCGUUCGGAUUCGUCUCUCGCGGUUUGGUAACAAACACCAGCCUUUUUACAACAUUUGCGUUUCGCAGGCACGAUCCGCCCGAGACUCCAAACCUCUCGAAGUCAUCGGAACCUACAACCCCAUCCCGCAACGCCCCACGAACCUCUCCACCGAACAAGCGCGCAAUGCCAGACCAUACAAGGAGGUUGCUCUCGACCGGUCACGGGCGAAGUACUGGCUGGGUGUCGGGGCACAGCCUAGUGAUGGGGUGUGGAAGUUGUUGGGCUUGGCUGGUCUUGCGGAUGGGAAAUCGAUGACGAAGACGAAGACUGAGAGGUCGGAGUAG
Aspergillus chevalieri is the source of this 330-nucleotide messenger RNA. It is a transcript of the gene MRPS16, whose product is annotated as mitochondrial 37S ribosomal protein bS16m. The record is from RefSeq and is a predicted model, not a curated record. Bases 1 to 330 code for a protein of 109 amino acids. The transcript is spliced from 3 exons. Gene Ontology annotation, cellular component: mitochondrial small ribosomal subunit; ribosome. NCBI's taxonomy places the organism in Eukaryota, Fungi, Ascomycota, Eurotiomycetes, Eurotiales, Aspergillaceae. Gene Ontology annotation, biological process: mitochondrial translation. Gene Ontology annotation, molecular function: structural constituent of ribosome.